GGGGGUUCGUUCCGGGGGUUAUGGGAGGGUUUUGGUGUCAGGGACGGAGGUCGGUCGCUUUGUGUGGCCGCUGCUGGAGCCAGGCUCGGUGGUGGGGCCGGACGGUGAAGGAUGCGGAGCAGGUUCUCAGGCCCGGCUGGAGUGGGCUCGGCGGUGCGGAGCGGGGACUGAGGCGGCUCGGGACAUGGAAGCGCCUGAGCGGGGCCCGGGGUCCCGCCGCGCAGCCGCCCCGGCGGCCGGGGAGCAGCAACCCUUUCCAGCGCGCGCAGGAGGACGAGUGGCGGCGGCGGAACAAGACUGUGCUCACCUACGUGGCCGCGGCCGCCGUGGGCAUGCUGGGGGCCUCCUACGCCGCCGUGCCCCUCUAUCGGCUCUACUGCCAGACUACUGGACUGGGAGGAUCAGCAGUGGCCGGACACUCCUCAGACCAGAUUGAAAACAUGGUGCCUGUUAAGGAUCGAAUCAUUAAGGUUACAUUCAAUGCCGAUGUGCACGCCAGUCUCCAGUGGAACUUCAGACCUCAGCAAACGGAGAUAUAUGUGGUACCAGGAGAAACUGCACUGGCUUUUUAUAAAGCUAAGAAUCCUACUGACAAACCAGUAAUUGGAAUUUCUACAUAUAAUGUUGUACCAUUUGAAGCUGGACAGUAUUUCAAUAAAAUACAGUGCUUCUGUUUUGAAGAACAAAGGCUUAAUCCACAAGAAGAAGUAGAUAUGCCAGUGUUUUUCUACAUUGAUCCUGAAUUUGCAGAAGAUCCAAGGAUGGUGAAUGUUGAUCUCAUCACUCUUUCUUAUACUUUUUUUGAAGCAAAGGAAGGGCACAAGUUGCCAGUUCCAGGCUAUAAUUGAAGUAGCUUCCAAGACCUGCUUCAGAUUUGUGAUUUUUGGAAAAUCAUGUAUUGUGCUUUCUCAGAAGAGAAAUAUUCUACAGUAAUGUAUAGUGAAACCUUGCAUUUUAAAUGGUUCUGUGUCUUUCUUCCCAACUUCAUCUAUCCCAUUUAAGACUGAGAGGAUAGGUUCCAAACUCAGUCCGUAAUGAAAAGAUGCUGCUGUUUUGUGAUGAUAUUUAAGGGCAGGAAAUGGACAUUGCUCUGUGUUAAGUAAUAGAGGAGGAAUGUUAUUCACCAAGCCUAUGAAGAAUAUUUGACUGUCUUAUGUCCCACAUGUGUGACUAUUAAAAACUGCCUAAGGGGCCAGGGAGAUGACUCAGUGGAUUAAAUUGCUUGCCCCAUAGGCCUGACAACUUGAGUUCUGGUUCCUGGAACCAGCAUUAAAGUGAAUGCAGUAGUUCACAUCUGUAAUCCCAGAGUCCUUACAGUGAGCUGGGAGGUUGAGUCAGUAGAAUCUCCUUGCCUUUAUAUGCAUGCUGUGGCUACCCACACGCAUACACACAUAAACUGCUUUAGUAGUCCAGUUUAAUUCUAUAGGUGCCUUCUAAAGUAUCAGUCCUUCAUGCUUUGAACAAUGUAUCUGAAAACUUAGAAAAAGAAAGUAUGUGCAGGUGGCUUGUUUUAGAUCAUAGAACUUAUCACCAAACAA
This is a messenger RNA of Phodopus roborovskii (desert hamster), 1538 nucleotides long. RefSeq names its product cytochrome c oxidase assembly protein COX11, mitochondrial. Gene Ontology annotation, molecular function: copper ion binding. NCBI's taxonomy places the organism in Eukaryota, Metazoa, Chordata, Mammalia, Rodentia, Cricetidae. The coding region runs from base 21 to 848 and encodes 275 amino acids. The record is from RefSeq and is a predicted model, not a curated record. The transcript is spliced from 4 exons. Gene Ontology annotation, cellular component: mitochondrial inner membrane.